UAAGUUGUCCUUUUCCUAUCAAAAAAGAGAAACAUGUCAUAAUGAUAAAAACAUGAGUCGGUGGAAAUGAAAGACCAACGAAAGUCUGUUUCAACAAAUACACAAGAAAUUUAUUGUUUCAUCAUUGUUCCAAAACACUUCUCCUCAAGGAAAGAAAAAAAGAAAGAAAAUAAACAAUGAAAGAGACGAUCGUCCUCUACCCAUCGCCCGGAUUGGGCCAUGUGGUGUCAAUGGUGGAGCUUGGCAAACUCAUCCUUCACCACUACAACAACCGAUACUCCAUCACCAUCCUCCUUACCACUGGCUUUUGGGACACCCCAACCAUCAUCUCUUACAUCAAUUCCGUCUCCCAAGCCUUCCCAUCUAUCUCCUUCUUUCGCUUCCCUUCCAUCUCCAUUGACCUAUCUCAAAACUGCAGCGGUGCCGCCAUUGCCUUCCACUUCAUCCGCCUUCAUGCACCCAACGUCCUCCAUUCUCUUCAACAAAUCUCCAAAUCUCACAAAAUCUCCGCUUUUAUCAUUGAUCUUUUCUGCACUUCGGCUUUAUCUAUGGGAAAAGAUCUUAACAUCCCUACUUUUUACUUCUUUACCUCUGGUGCUUCUACCCUUGCUGCUUUCCUUCAAAUCCCAAAGCUUGAUAAACAAACCUUUGGAAGAAGCUUCAAAGAUCUGCCCAACACGGUCUUCCAUUUUGAGGGUGUGCCAUCGUUGAGAGCUGUACACAUGCCUGAACCUUUACUUGAUAGAGAUGAUCCAGCUUAUCAUGAUUGUAUGUACUUCAUGUCAAGUCUUCAACAAUCAGAUGGAAUCAUAGUCAACACCUUUGAAAAUCUUGAACCCAUUUCCAUUAAGGCUAUUGCUAAGGGUUUAUGCCUUCCUGAUGCUCCAAGUACUCCACCAACGGUCUACAUUGGACCUUUGAUUGCACCAAGUAAACAUGAAGCUGAAAAUGACUAUUGUUUAUCAUGGCUAGAGAAGCAACCGAGUCAAAGCGUAGUGUUCUUGUGUUUUGGAAGCCGUGGGACGUUCUAUCCUCCCCAAGUUAAGGAAAUAGCCAAAGGGUUGGAAAAUAGUGGGCAAAGGUUCUUAUGGGUUGUAAAAGAUCCACCCAAUCAUGAAAAGACUAAGCAAGCUGAAGAUAACCCUGAUGUGGAUUUAGACAGGCUUUUACCAGAAGGAUUUAUGGAGAGAACCAGAGAUAGGGGUUUGGUUGUGAAGUCAUUUGCGCCACAAGUAGUAGUGUUAAACAAGGACUCAAUUGGUGGCUUUGUGACUCACUGUGGGUGGAACUCGGUAUUGGAAGCGGUGGUGGCUGGGGUGCCUAUGAUUGCAUGGCCUUUAUAUGCAGAGCAACACUUGAACCGGAACAUUUUGGUUGAGGAUAUGAAGAUGGCUAUACGGGUGGAGCAAAUGGAGGGGGAUGGGUUUGUGAGUGGAACUGAGUUGGAGAAACGAGUGAGAGAGUUGAUGGAAUCGGAGAAGGGUGAGGAGCUUAGAGAAAAGAGCAGGAAGAUGAAAGAGAAGGCCUUGGCUGCCAUGGGUCCAUCAGGGUCUUCUACUAAAGCACUUACGAAGCUGGUUGAGUUAUGGAAGUAAGGUUGCCGCCGGUGUUUCUUCUAUUGGUCUCUUACAAGGUCAUUAGGUAUGGUGUGAGGCCUAAGGCAGUCACUAACAGAUCUACUGUUUCUAUAUUAGUAUUAGUAUGUAUAGGUA
Messenger RNA from Gossypium arboreum, 1712 nucleotides. RefSeq names its product UDP-glycosyltransferase 88F3-like. Lineage: Eukaryota; Viridiplantae; Streptophyta; Magnoliopsida; Malvales; Malvaceae. Gene Ontology annotation, molecular function: UDP-glycosyltransferase activity. The coding region runs from base 177 to 1595 and encodes 472 amino acids. The transcript has a single exon. The record is from RefSeq and is a predicted model, not a curated record.